CGAGAGCGUCACUGUGAAUCUAAACGCCUGCAUCGUAAGAAUAGUGUCCGCUCUGAUAGUGUUCCCACGCGAAGCGACGAACCGGUCUAUGAAAUGAAAUUGCUCGAGAGUUGUUCCGUUUUCGGAUGUUAUUCUAAAACGAAGAAGAUAGAAGGGCAGUGGGACAUAUAGUUCCAGAACGACUUGGAAUCACUUCCUGAAAAUUGAUUAAAUAUAGGAUUUAUCACGCGUAUGAGUGUGUCUGUGUAAGCGGUUUUUUCCUAAUCAGAGUAGGAAACGUACGCAACAGUGUUCCCAGAAGGACUUGAGUGUUCCAAUUCGGUUUCCACUCGAAAUGAUACGCGUUUAAAAGUGUAACUUUCCAAGUGAAUAAUGACGUAUCUUAAAGAGAUUGAAUCACCGCUUAGCCAGGGGAAACUCUGAGAGGAAUGACAGGGUCCGACACUAUCAACGAAAACUCGGUGAGAACCUGGUAAUCCGAUGAAACACUCGCUCAAUCCCGGGUGCGAUAAGUCACGGAUUAGCAUACUAUCAUUCCCGCUAAAUCAAAGUUGCAAACCCGUCAUUGUUCUGGCAAUUAGCUAGCGAUGAUAUAUUUCCAUGAUAAAUCGCGGGAAAUCAAACCGUUAUGAGCACAUGAAUGAUCAAUGCGAAUUUUUUCUCGCACUUAAAAUAGAAUUGUUAUUAUCGGAUAAACUGGCAUGAAUCAAGGACCGUGGCUAAUAAAAUUGCCCACAUUUAGUUACAAUGUUGCGUAUCACAGAAGCAGGAACAACCUCCAUAGAUAGGACAUAAAUUUUCUGUUCAGCUAUAAACUAUUCCAACGUGAAUCAAUCAGAGCCGGGUAGCAAUACCAGUAAUUACUAGUUAAUUGAGGCACAUCUCUCACCGUGAACGGAAAUCUAUACCCGGCUUGACUAACUGCAGACUCGAGGUGAACGAUAUGUGUGCGAAACAUGAGCUUACAGGGAGAAGCGUCAUUUAGAACAGCUCUGCUGUCAAGAACUUAUCUCGGGUUAUCGGUAACUAUCAGUUAGCCCUUGCUCCCAGUGGCGUGUGGAUCUUUAAACUUACGGUGAAGAAAUGUCAGUUUUAUUGCUUGGUGCCCUACUGCUAUGGUGUUGUUCAGCAACUGUUGAAGCUGGCAGAAAUCGAUCGACUCCCUUCCUGGUAGACGAAGAGGACGCUCUGCUGACAGUGUUUUCGUCCACAAUAGCCUCAGCUAAUCCGCAAGUACGGGUAUGAAGUGGAGGAACACCAGGUCCGUACGGAGGAUGGCUAUCUGCUUACGAUGUACAGGAUACCUGCGCGUCAUCGGGGAAUACGACGAUAUCCGGUUUUCAUGAUGCACUCACUGUUCAGCACUAGCGCCGACUGGGUGCUGAUCGGUCGGAAACACGGUCUGGCAUAUCUGCUGGCAGAUCGUGGCUACGAUAUCUGGAUGGGGAACGUUCGAGGUAAUCGCUAUUCGAGGAAACAUGAACGACAUUCCAUCACUUCGAAGAAGUUCUGGGACUUUAGCUUCCACGAAAUGGGGGCUUACGAUGUGCCGGCUUUCAUCGAUUACGUCCUAGAGCAGACGGGUUCCCGUCGGUUGCACUACGUUGGAUAUUCGCAGGGUACGCUGGUCAUUUUCAUAGCGUUGAGCGAACGACCCGAGUUGAACGAAAAAAUCGUCCAGGUACAAGCUCUUUCGCCAGCUGUCUACUUGCAGCGGGCUGCAAGUUUAACCAUCAAUCUGCUGGUCGCAACCAACGAGCAAAUUGCGGCUCAACUUACCGCUAACCGGAUCUACGAGUUCCUUCCGCACUUCGAGAAGCAGUACUACUUUUUUCGAAGUGUGUGCCCUUCGCCGACGCAAACUUUGUGCCGUUUAGUGAUCGCCGAGGUGGCCGGUGGGAACACGAAGAAUAUGGGCGUGAAGCUCCUGAGGAUAUUUACGGGUCACUUUCCGGCGGGAGCUUCCGUCAAGCAGGUGCAGCAUUACGCUCAAUCAUUCCGGGAUGGUACUUUCCAGCAGUAUGACUACGGUGAUCCGGAGAAGAACUUGCUGCGGUACGGUAGCGUACAGGUUCCCAAGUACAACCUGUCUCGAGCAACGGUUCCGGUGAGGUCCUACUACGCCUACGAGGAUCGUGUGGUCAACUACUUGAAUGUGCUACAGGUGCAGCGAGAGCUACCGAAUCUGGUGAGCAGCUAUGCGGUGCCGGAUAAGCGGUUCGGUCAUGCCGAUUUCGGUUACGGCAAAAAUGUGAAGGAAGUGCUGUACGAUGAAGUGGUGAUGAACGUGGAACAGGCGGAUGAACUCUGAAGUAUUGUGUGAAGUUGUUUACCGUUGUUAAGCUAGUGCUUUUAGAAUUGUUUGGUGCAGUUGUAGAGGUUUUAAGAGUGGACCAAAGCGUUAACAGUUUUAGGAAGAAUCCAGACGAAUCGUUACUCACCGAACACAGUUGACAGUAAAUAAAAGCGAAGUCUCUGCUCUGCGAGUCACGAAUCGUUUAGAAUAAUUCUUAUCAGAAUAUAUAUUAUCGUUUCAGGUGGAUGUCGAGCGUUGGCUUUCCGGCUCUUCUUAAAGUCGAGAGUUGAUUAUGUCAUGGAUUUUACCUUUUUGCUCAAUUAGUAUCUUGUUAAAUACUCAAAUAGUAAUAAUAGACACAAUUUGCACGGUAGAAAAAAUAAAUAAAUAA
Molecule: messenger RNA, 2687 nt
Organism: Topomyia yanbarensis
Lineage: Eukaryota; Metazoa; Arthropoda; Insecta; Diptera; Culicidae
Product: lipase 3-like
Exons: 3
Coding region: 1292-2311 (339 amino acids)
Biological process (GO): lipid metabolic process
Molecular function (GO): hydrolase activity, acting on ester bonds
Source: RefSeq, a predicted model, not a curated record